Sordaria macrospora k-hell is the source of this 384-nucleotide messenger RNA. Lineage: Eukaryota; Fungi; Ascomycota; Sordariomycetes; Sordariales; Sordariaceae. The record is from RefSeq and is a predicted model, not a curated record.
AUGUUGCAGUCUUCUGGAAAGGUCAAGGCCGGCGCUCUCUGGUCCAAGAACAAGGACGAGCUCACCAAGCAGCUCGGUGAGCUGAAGACUGAGUUGGGUCAGCUUCGCAUCCAGAAGAUCGUCUCUUCUGGCACCAAGCUCAACAAGAUCCACGACCUCCGCAAGUCGAUCGCUCGUGUCCUCACCAUCAUCAACGCCAAGCAGAGGGCUCAGCUCCGUCUCUUCUACAAGAACAAGAAGUACCUCCCUCUUGACCUCCGCGCCAAGCAGACCCGCGCCAUCCGCCGCCGUCUUUCCAAGGAGGACGCUUCCCGCACUCUUGAGAAGACUAAGAAGCGCGCCACCCACUUCCCCCUCCGCAAGUUCGCCGUCAAGGCCGCUUAA